UUAACGAGGUAAUGUUUUUCUCGCAGUAGUAUGAGGAUAACAAGCCAGCGGACCUAAGUUGCUGUUACUAGCCCUGUCAACCGACGGCUAAUAUACAGAUCAAAUUAGCAGCAGUUUUCUCUGAAGACUUUUGCUUCGGCAGCGACGAAGGAGAUGAGCUUUUCUUUCGGCGGUGUUUGUUUAUCUUCAUUGGAGUCAUCGGGUUGGAGUUUGUCUGAAAUCUCUCUGCUGUCCGUGGAUUAACACAAGACUCGACUCCGAAGAAGCGCUGUGAUAUCAAUUUAAAUGUGAAAUUGUGGAUUAUGUUCCUGCAUUACGCGUGAAUACUUGUGUUGUUGAAGUUUCCCAGUGUGUGGAGUAACAUAAAGUCGAAAUUCAGUUUAAGUCCGGACGAGACCAGCGGACACUUGUUGAAAUACAAUUUACCGAGCAAACCUUUUCCCAACUGCUCGGGAGCUUUGCUAACGGUAGUAGCGAGAUUUAGCUAUCGAGGCUAACAACUUUCUCUAAAACCAGUGCUAAAUCUGCCACAACUUGGUUCUAAUGCAUGCAUGUUAGAUGUUGACCAAGGCCGAGUGACGACAAGUUGACAAAGUGCGUUUGUCAAAAUUGUUGAGAUGACACUGACAGCAGCUUAGCUAACUUGGCUAGCUGCAGCUGUUACUCAGCGUCCACCUCCAGCGUUAUGUUAGCAAUGACAGCUAGCGUUAACGAUAGAUUCAAACAAGUGGUUCGCUGGAAAUGUGUCAAAUGAAGUUAUAUUUUACCAUUAACUUCUUCUAAUCAACAAGUCAUUCCUUUCGGAAGUUAUUGUAGUUACAUUGUAAGCACAUGAUUUACAAAGGCUUUAUUUACUCCGCUCUCUAAGCAUAAGAAGACAACUUUUAUAACGAGAGCUUUACCGUUAGCUUAGCUACGUUAGCUACUAGCGCGGCUUACAAUAACACUCGGUUGUGAUUCUGCAGCCAGCAGUUGACUCUGAAUUAACUUUGGCCAGACAGCAAUGUGUGCUAGGUUUUAAAAACUCUGAUGGAUUCACUGCAACGCUCACUGAAAGACUUUGGACAAUAGACUCCCAGCACCGUCUACGACUUUCUCCAAGUAGCUGAAGUUGUAAAACUGCGGCCCGCACGAUGUCCGGCUCCCCGGGCACAGGUGGCUCAAACCCCAGGAAGUUCAGCGAAAAGAUAGCGCUGCACAACCAGAAGCAGGCAGAGGAGACGCGGGCCUUUGAACAGCUGAUGACAGACCUAACUGUGUCAAGGGUGCAGUUCCAGAAGGUCCAGCAGCUUCGUUUGAAUCAAUCACGGGCGCAGUACUAUGGCUCUCUGCCUAACGUCAACCAGAUCGGCAACACCAGCUCUGAAUUCCAGGGUGGCUUUCCGUCAGGAUUAGACUCGGUCAGAGGGACCCGCCACCACGGGCUGGUCGAGAGGGUCCACAGGGACCGCAACCGCAUCAACUCUCCCCAUCGCCGACCCAUCGACAAGCACGGACGUCAGAUAGAGAGCUCUCCGUAUGGAGCAGUGUACCUGUCCCCACCUCUGGACAACAACUGGAGAAGGGUCAGAACCUUGAUCCAGUCCCACGCCCUCCUCUUCCAUUCACCCAGUCUGAUCUGCUAUUCCAGUACCAGCCUCUCUGGGGAUGAAAUCUCAGAAUGA
This is a messenger RNA of Cottoperca gobio, 1664 nucleotides long. RefSeq names its product CREB regulated transcription coactivator 3 (gene crtc3). Gene Ontology annotation, cellular component: nucleus; cytoplasm. Gene Ontology annotation, biological process: positive regulation of transcription by RNA polymerase II; protein homotetramerization. The transcript is spliced from 5 exons. The coding region runs from base 1134 to 1664 and encodes 176 amino acids. The record is from RefSeq and is a predicted model, not a curated record. NCBI's taxonomy places the organism in Eukaryota, Metazoa, Chordata, Actinopteri, Perciformes, Bovichtidae. Gene Ontology annotation, molecular function: cAMP response element binding protein binding.